GCUUAGCGCACAGCACUCCACCCACCACAAAUCUCGAGAAUGCAGAAAUCUUCACGCUUUGACAUUCUGCUGAUCGCCUAUGGCCUCCUAGUCCUUUUCUGCGCCAUCCACGGAUUAAAUAUUACAGAAUGUAAUGGACGGACUGGAAUUGUUAACAACACCCUGCUCUCCAACUGCAGCUAUUCCUACCUGAACUGCUCCGGAGCGGAUUCAUUGUUCUGCUCCACAGCCACCAAUUGUAGUGCCAAUUUCACUUGCAACGAAACCAUUGUGACGCCUUCGAACCCGGAAACUCCAACCCUAGCAACGGACCCACCUUCACCCACCCAGUCACCGUCCGAUGUGCGACGUCAGUGCCGGCAGGGUGUAACGAAGAGGUUCAGUUACCCACAGAAUUGCAACUACUUCUAUUACUGCGUGGAUGGAUUUCUGCUGGUGGAGCAGUGUCCCAUAGGAUAUGCCUUCAAUGGCGAUACCGGAGCAUGUGGGGGACGCCUUCAAAAUUUCGUUGACUGUACGCUAAAGUGAAAACAAUAUAUAUUAACUGAAAUCACUUUUAAUUAAGCCUCUAUUGUCAUGUCAAAUUAAUUUCAUUAAAGCUAGAAAAUAAACUGAA
Drosophila ananassae is the source of this 616-nucleotide messenger RNA. RefSeq lists its product as uncharacterized. The record is from RefSeq and is a predicted model, not a curated record. NCBI's taxonomy places the organism in Eukaryota, Metazoa, Arthropoda, Insecta, Diptera, Drosophilidae. The transcript has a single exon. Bases 40 to 528 code for a protein of 162 amino acids. Gene Ontology annotation, molecular function: chitin binding. Gene Ontology annotation, cellular component: extracellular region.